Messenger RNA from Cyprinodon variegatus (sheepshead minnow), 3225 nucleotides. It is a transcript of the gene foxm1, whose product is annotated as forkhead box M1. NCBI's taxonomy places the organism in Eukaryota, Metazoa, Chordata, Actinopteri, Cyprinodontiformes, Cyprinodontidae. The coding region runs from base 243 to 2192 and encodes 649 amino acids. The transcript is spliced from 9 exons. The record is from RefSeq and is a predicted model, not a curated record. Gene Ontology annotation, molecular function: sequence-specific DNA binding; DNA-binding transcription factor activity. Gene Ontology annotation, biological process: G2/M transition of mitotic cell cycle; regulation of DNA-templated transcription.
ACGGAAGAAGACAGCGCCCACAGCGCCAAAAUUCAAAACGUCUUUGAACGGAGUAGACAAUAUGUAAAUAACACUUUAUGACAGGGUUUUCUAAACUGUUAUAGAUAAAUAAUAAUUACAAUAGUGAAAAAAUAAUGAAGGAAAUGUUUGAAGUUUGACUCGGGGACCAGCCAAAUGAAGUCGCCUGAAACUUUGCAGUAGUAUGAAGCAAUCCAGUGAAGGGCAAUUUUAGUGAGCCGACCAUGAGACGGAGCCCAAGGAGACCCCUGAUCCUAAAAAGAAGAAAAUUACCGUUCCACCAAAAUGAUCCAACUCCAGCUGACAAACCCGUUCAGACCUUGGCACCAGGCGCUAGGGAGGCGCCUAAAUCAGCCGCCGGCCAGUGCUUUCCUCAUGGUAUUCCCAUCAUGGAUCACCCAUUAAUGUCUAACACGCAGGUGGUUGUCAUCCCCAAAGAGGCUGAUCUAAAAAGCAUCAUCGGUGCCCUGACUGCAAAGGGAAAAGAGAGUGGUGUCCAAGGCCCAAAUAAGUUCAUCCUUCUCAGUGAGGCUGGCAGCGGGGACCACGGAUCUUUCCACCAGGCCGUUAAACAGGAGCAGCCGUCUACUUCUAAAAGAAAAAUUAAACAGGAGAAAAUAGAGCUUACCCACAAUUUACCUCUCACUGGAAUUCAGUCACAUGGAAGUAGCAGUCCUCUAGAUGACAGCCUCACCAAUAUCCAGUGGUUGGGAAAAAUGAACACAAGUUCCUUGGAGCCUCAUCUUGCAAAUGACAGUGCUGAAAAGGAGAGCAUUGAUCAAAAACCCCAGGAACUACCGGCCCACAGCACAAAAUCAAACACAGAAAACACUCGGCCGGCGUUAGAGAGGCCGCCGUACUCCUACACAGCCAUGAUCCAGUUUGCAAUCAACAGCAGGCAGAACAGAGGGAUGACUCUAAAGGAAAUUUACACAUGGAUCGAGGACCAUUUCCCUUAUUACAGAGAAGUGGCCAAGCCUGGAUGGAAGAACUCCAUAAGGCACAACCUUUCUCUGCACGACAUGUUUAUCCGCGAGCGGUCGCCAGACGGGAAAACCUCUUACUGGACCAUUCGGCCUGAUUUUAAUCGAUGCCUGACUCUUGAUCAGGUUUACAGACCUUGUUGCAAUCCAGGGACCGUUCAUUCUCCCGGGCCUAAGCGUUCAUGUACCCACCAAUCAAAGAAAAAGUACAUCGCCGCUGGCACACCCACUUCCUCUGAGAGGAAGAUGAAACCGCUUCUCCCCCGUACCGAUGCUUACUUGGUUCCCAUCCAGCUCCCCAUCACUCCCUCUGCCUGUCUGCCAGCCUCGUCUGGUUCUUUUGGCUCCACUGGCUUAAAGCACAAACAAAAUGCUUCACGGGGGACAAAGAGAGUUCGCAUAGCACCAAAGGUGACAGAGAGCAACACCCCGGCUGUGGCUCUACCUCUGCUGAACAAUCUGAAGGUGGAACCUGUAAAUGUUCCAAUCCAAUGUGAGACAUGCAGACCUUCUCCAAAGAGACAGUCCAGUCGCUCCAGGCGCAAACAGAGUCUAGUGAACUCUCUGCAAGAAGAGCCCAUCCUCGUCUGUCCGGAUGACAGCUUCUUUGACUCCGGUGUUGCUUCAGACGCUUCCACCUUCCAGGACAUGAGAGAAUCUGAUCCAAACGAGCAGAAGAACAUAAAAAGCAGUCCUGAGCGCGAACUCUACUUCAAAACCCCUAUAAAAAGCCACAGCCACCUCAGCUCCUCCACCCCAAGCAAGCCUCCACCUAGUGUCUCUCUCGAACCCUGGAAGGUGACCCCCGUGGGAAAAGGUGGGCAGGGCACCCUCGACUUCAGCCCCAUUCGCACACCGGGUGGUCCAAUAGUCACGCCCCAACGGGAUUACACCACCUUCAGCUUCAACAGCACUCCAUUCAAAGAGCUGCCUUUGUUCAGUUCCCCCAGGGAGCUGCUCACUCAUGCUACCUGCAGAGUGCCGCCAUCAGAUCCCCCCUCUGAGCUGCAGCAUGCAGGAGCUUCAGUCGCCCCGUCGUCUAACCGCUCCAUCACAGAGGGCCUCAUCCUGGACACCCUGAACGACAGCCUGAGCAAGAUACUGGUGGACAUUAGCUUCUCUGCCCUCGACGACGAAGACCUGGGCAUUGCUAACAUCAGCUUGUCUGAGUUUCUCGGUCAGUUUGUUUAGCCUGGUGGCUAAAACCAUAAAAACCUGUUGUUGAACACUAAAGCACACGCAGACUUCCUCAGCAAAGCAAACCUACUUCUUUAAUGCUCUUGACUGGACUCUUUAAACUGGUUACUGUGUGGGUUAUAUGUUCCGUCUUUGAUGUUUUUAAAAGUUUAUAUCAGUCUAGAGGCAUGAUAGACCUCAACAUGUUUGUUUUUAAUCUUAUUUUUUCUGUGCAACUAUAAUUUAUUGAUUCCGCUCCAACACAGAUGAAAUAUUCAAGAGAUACCAGCUUUAUUCAGAUCAAUUAUGCUGAUAAAUGUAGUUUAAUUGAGCUUUUUAUUAGCAACUGGCUGCAUAAAAAAGGCUGCUCUCAGUAAUCUGUCUGUUCUUUGGUGUUCACACAUGCUUUGCUCUUUUUAGCUGAUUCUUCCUGCUUUACUUCCUCAAUAAAAUCCAAGGGUCAGUUUUAGCGAGCAGGUCAGAUUAAGAGCUUUACUGACCUCCUGUUAUUUCUCUCAAUUAAUUUUCCUUUCAUUUAUCUACUCUGUAUAACUUGCUUUAAAGAGCUGCAUGGGAAGAGAAAUAUUUAAGUGUAUAAAUGUUGAUUUGCACAUCAUAAUAUAUGUUAUACUGUUUUAGUUGUGUAAUAGUUUGUCUGAUCACUUAGAGUACUUUUUGUUUUAUUGGGUUCCCGUGCUUUGCAACCCAAUAUUGGACCAGCAAUAAAAAGUAUUAAAAGUAGCACUAACAGCAAUAGGAUUGUCUGUGAUGAUUGUUGUUUUCAGAAAUCUUCACUGUAAUUACUGUUUGAUGGGCUCUUAGCAGCUGAAGGGCACUUUGUAUCUGAAACAGAGGAAUUUAUGUAAACAGCUAAUGUAAGGAAUGCAGAAUAUUGAGUGUUGAUGUUCACCAAUCUUUGAAGGACAUUCUUCACCUAUUUUUAACCACAAAAUAAUGUGUGCUUUUAAAAAAAGGGGUCGUUGGGUUGUCUUAACUCUUUAAAUCGUGUCAGUUUCAGCGCUUUAAACAGCUGUUUUUAAAGAAAGUU